Messenger RNA from Lemur catta (Ring-tailed lemur), 2570 nucleotides. It is a transcript of the gene FRAT1, whose product is annotated as FRAT regulator of WNT signaling pathway 1. Gene Ontology annotation, cellular component: cytoplasm. Lineage: Eukaryota; Metazoa; Chordata; Mammalia; Primates; Lemuridae. Gene Ontology annotation, biological process: positive regulation of canonical Wnt signaling pathway. The record is from RefSeq and is a predicted model, not a curated record. The transcript has a single exon. Bases 164 to 1000 code for a protein of 278 amino acids.
CGCGAGUGCCUGGCGGGCUCCGGCUUCCGCGUCUGCCCGGCCCCGGCCCCGGCCUCAGCCCCGGCCCCGGCCCCGCGCCCGGCUCUGCCGCGGCCCGCCGAACCCGCGGGCAGCCGAGCCGCCAGCGACGCCCGCCCAGCUCCGGGUGCCCGCGCGGGGGGCCAUGCCGUGCCGGAGGGAGGAGGAAGAGGAAGCCGGCGAGGAAGCGGAGGGGGAGGAAGAGGAGGAGGACAGCUUCCUCCUGCUGGAGCAGUCGGUGACGCUGGGCAGCUCCGGCGAGGUGGACCGGCUGGUGGCCCAGAUCGGCGAGACGUUGCAGCUGGACUCGGCGCAGGACAACCCGGCCUCCCCGUGCGCGCCCCCGGGGGCACCGCUGCGGCCCCCGCAGCCCCCGGCGACAGUGCCGGUAGACAAGGCCCAGGCCCCGGCGGUGCCUUUGCUGCUGCCGCCCGCGUCUGCCGAGGCUGUGGGCCCGGCACCCCCAGGGGCUCUACGCUGCGCUCUUGGGGACCGCGGGCGCGUGCGGGGCCGGGCUGCGCCCUACUGCGUGGCCGAGCUCGCCGCAGGCCCCACCGCACUGUCCCCACUGCCCCUUCAGCCCGGCUAUGAUGGGCCUCCGGGAGCUGGCAAGCGGGGCGUCUCACAGCCGCUGUCAGGUCCGUGCCGGCGAGGAUGGCUCCGGGGCGCUGCCGCGUCCCGCCGCCUGCAGCAGCGACGCGGGUCCCAACCCGAAACCCACACAAGCGACGACGACCCGCACCGGCUCCUGCAGCAGCUCGUGCUCUCAGGAAACCUCAUCAAGGAGGCCGUGCGGAGGCUUCAUUCGCGACGGCUGCAGUUACAUGCAAAACUUCCCCAACGCCCGUUCCUGGGGCCUCUCUCGGCCCCAGUGCAUGAACCCCCUUCGCCCCACAGCCCUCGCGCGGCCUGCAGUGACCCUGGCGCGUCCGAGAGGGCGCAGCUCAGAACUGGCGACGCCGUUCUUGUCCCUGGCAGCUAACACGCCGGGGGUGACCACAGCGCCAGCCUCUGACUGGAGGGCAAGGGGUUCCCCGGAGGGCUCCGAUCCUGCUCAGGCUGGUGGAGAACUCUUUUCUUUUGGAAGCGGGAGAAAUACGCUAAUGAAGACGAGGAACUGAAAAAUCGAGAAUGUUUUCGCGGGGAACUGAGGUCGAGGGCCCCAAUCUAUUUGAAAUACAGGAUUUGACUGGCCCUAUUUAAGGCAGAAUUUGCAGAGCGCACCCCAGCCUCACAGUCAGUAGGACUCCUUAUUUGGCGUGACCCGACCUGGCCGCAGAGCGUGCAGUUCCGCGCAGCUUCUCAGGGCCCUCGGACCACAGGGGCCGGCGACCAUGUGGCCACAGUCCACUCUUCUCAGAAUCACCGUGCGCCGUAACCACGGAGGGCGAUCGCAGUUACUUUACCUUUUCAGGGCCGGUUCCUGAUCCACUUUGGGGGAGGGGAACAUGAGUAGAUGAUAAUUUCAGGGAGUACCCCAAUCUGCCAGACUUGAAAAUUCAUGACACUUUUUAAAAGCCCAUCUUGUGUCGUUUGGGGUGCUGGUUCUUAAUAUAAAACAUGCGGUACCAUGAAAGGACCCUCUUCGGGUUGAAUAGGAGUAACCUCUGCCCUCUCUUUGCAACUGUCUGUGUUUUUCAGAGUGGCGGGGGAAGGCUGCACGCCAAGGGUGGGAUAGGAGGUGGGGGCGGGGUGUUGAAUGGUGGAAGGGUAGAAUGAGGCGCGGAGUGAACCCUAUGUGCUCUCAAGUGUAUUUUCACAGCCGGUUCGUUCCUCCUCGGGUUCAAGGUCACUGUUUCCUGGGCGCGCACAGGGUUUCAGGGCUGAAGCAGAGCAGAGUAGCUGGGUUCUUCCUGUACUCGGAGAAGAGCGCGGUGUUUUGCCAAGUCCUGGAGUCUCCUGAGGACAUGCGCGCGCCGCUACCACCAAGGGUGUGGGGAGACAGGGACGUGCUGAGCUGCCUGCGGGCGACCACUGUCCCUGGCCACGCUCCCAGCUUUCACGGAAACUGUCCUGAGACACGGCCCUAGGUCCCUCGUCUACCCCCUCGGCUCUUCUGUCCUCAAGUGGGUGGCCCUGGCGAUCCUGGGUGCCUGGGCUGGGGGCUAGGCAGACCCCACGUGACGGACACUCUGGGGACACACAGCCUUGCAUAGCAGCUUAUAAUGGGCUCUCCGGAGCCAUUUGCAAUAACAGCUGCAAUUCCCUGGAUAGAGGGAGUUGAUUUCCUCCCUUUGCCCCUCCCCCAGCCAUGCCUGCUCGCCUUUGUAAGUGAAGGAAACCGACUAGAAAAUGUGACCCUCCAAAUGAAAAAGCUGCAGGCUUUGCCAUUGUGAACCGUGGUGAAGUGCUUGAAACAUACUGUUCACUCACUCUAAGGCACUAAGACCAUUCUGUUGUUUUAGUUUUAUAGUCAGUGGCUUGUUCAUCAUCCAGAUGUGGCUAUUGACAUAUCUACACUUCGCACCGGAGUGUGUGGAAUUAUGGCUAUCCUGAUUAUAGGAUUUUAACUUAACUGAAAUUCCUGUUUUGAAUAAAUGUGUUGUGUUUUU